Messenger RNA from Eriocheir sinensis (Chinese mitten crab), 3909 nucleotides. Its product is annotated as insulin-degrading enzyme-like. The coding region runs from base 97 to 3258 and encodes 1053 amino acids. Lineage: Eukaryota; Metazoa; Arthropoda; Malacostraca; Decapoda; Varunidae. Gene Ontology annotation, biological process: peptide catabolic process. The record is from RefSeq and is a predicted model, not a curated record. The transcript is spliced from 20 exons. Gene Ontology annotation, cellular component: cytosol; mitochondrion. Gene Ontology annotation, molecular function: metal ion binding; metalloendopeptidase activity.
GAAGAAGAAGAGGAAGACCACGCAUGCGCUCCACCCCUCCACCACAGAAGUCAGUCUCCCUUUCCACCUAUCUCUCUCCUCUCUCCACGCUCGUCAAUGCUCCUCCGUGUACUGGUGAGAGGAGCACGUAAUGGCCGAGUGUUCCAGAGUGGACUAGACCCAAGAGGAGGAGGAGGAGGAGGAGAAAUAGGCCUCCAAAGAAAGUUUUUGUCCUCCCUCAGAAGGCCUCUCGGUCUCCUGGCCUCGACCGCUCUCAGUUUCAUCUCAUCGUACAGGAUCCACCAGGCUGCGUGUGCGGCCAGCAUGGGUGUUAAGGUGCAGGUGGACGGCAUCGUCAAGUCUGAGGAGGACCAGCGGCUGUACCGAGCGCUCGUCCUCAACAAUGACCUCAAAGUGCUGCUCAUCUCGGACCCCGCCACGGAUAAGUCCGCAGCGGCGCUCGAUGUCCAUGUGGGCAGCAUGUCAGACCCGGCGGAGCUGCCCGGUCUGGCCCACUUCUGCGAGCACAUGCUGUUCAUGGGCACGGAGAAGUACCCGUGUGAGAACGAGUACAACAAGUACCUCUCGGAGCACGGCGGCUGCAGCAACGCCUACACGGCCGCCGACCACACCAAUUACUACUUUGACGUGGCGCCCGAUGCCUUCGCUGGGGCCCUGGACAGGUUCGCCCAGUUCUUCGUGACGCCACUCUUCACCGAGAGCGGCGUGGACCGUGAGGUGAACGCCGUCAACUCAGAGCACGAGAAGAACAUCCAGAACGACUACUGGAGGUUGGCGCAGCUGGAGAAGUCAACAGCGGACCCGACGCAUGACUUCAGCAAAUUUGGCACAGGCAACAAGGAGACGCUGGACACCCUACCCAAGGAGCAGGGGAUCAAUGUGCGCGACUCCCUGCUGCAGUUUCACGCCAAGUGGUACUCCUCAAACAUCAUGGCCCUGGCGGUGCUGGGCAAGGAGAGCCUUGACGAACUGGAGGAGAUGGUGUUGGGUCUCUUCAGUGAGGUGGAGAACAAGAGCGUCACAGUGCCGGAGUGGAUCACGCACCCCUUUGGCCCCAAGCAGUGCCGGAAAGUGGGUUAUGUCGUGCCGGUGAAGGACAUCCGCAACCUCUACGUCACCUUCCCCAUCCCUGACCUGCACCCCUACUACAAGACUGCUCCCGGGCAUUACUUGGGUCACCUGAUAGGACAUGAAGGCCCGGGGUCACUGCUGUCCUACCUCAAGGGGCGCGGCUGGGUCAACUCCCUCGUUGGUGGCCAAAAGUCGGGGGCGAAGGGAUUUGCGUUCUUUGUGGUUAACGUGGAUCUGACGGAGGAAGGGAUCGAGCACGUAGAGGAUAUUGUUACCGCGGUGUUUCAGUACCUCAACUUGCUGAAGGAGGAAGGGCCGCAGCAGUGGGUGUUUGACGAGUGCCGUGACCUCAGCGCCAUGACCUUCCGCUUCAAGGACAAGGAGCAGCCACAGUCCUACACGUGCGGCCUGUCCGAGCAGCUGCAUUACUACCCAUUGGAGGAGGUGCUGUGCGGGGGUUACCUGCUCAGCGAAUACAAACCAGAGCUCAUCAACAUGGUCUUGGAACACCUCACGCCAGAGAACAUCAGGAUCGCCGUGGUGGGGAAAGCGCUGUCGGACAAGGUGACCUGCACGGAGAAGUGGUACGGGACCUGCUACAAGAUGGAGUGCGUGGAGGAGGAGCUGCUGGGGCGCUGGAGGGAUGCUGGGUCCAACCAGCUGCUGCGCCUCCCCUCACGGAACGAGUUUGUGCCCACCACCUUUGACCUCUAUAAGGACACUCAGGAGAUCUCGCGGCUGCCGGAGAUGAUCAGCCAGACGCCUCUUGCCCGCGUGUGGUUCAAGCAAGAUGACGAGUACAAGUUGCCCAAGGCCGUGGUGUACACCGAGCUGUUCAGUCCCGUGGCAUACCUGGACCCCCACCACACCAACCAGCUGCACAUCUUUGCCCAGCUGUUCCGCGACGCCCUCACGGAGUACACCUAUGCCGCAGACCUGGCCGGGCUCACCUACUCCCUCUCCAACAGCAAGUAUGGGCUGACGCUGCUGGUCAAGGGCUACAACGACAAGCUCCACGUCCUGCUGGAGAAGAUAAUGGAGCGUAUGACGUCCUUCCAGGUGGACCCCAAGCGCUUCGAGAUCCUCAAGGACGCUUACGUGCGAGCGCUGCGUAACUUCAGCGCCGACCAGCCCCACCAGCACGUCGUCUACUACACGUCGCUACUGUUGGCGGAGCACGGCUGGACCAAGGAGGAGCUGCUGGAGGCCACGAACGAGAUGACGGUCGAGAACUUGGAGGCGUUCAUCCCGCGUUUCCUCUCUGGCCUGCAUGUGGAGAUGCUCAUCCACGGCAACAUGAUGCGGGAGAGUGCCGUGACCCUGGCGUCCACCCUACAGGAGCAGCUGACCUCAAGGGCACACACACGACCUCUCCUGCCCUCCCAGCUGGCCCGGCAGAGAGAAUACCAGCUGAGGGAUGGGACCAGCAAUGUGUACCAGGCUGAGAACACUGUACACAAGAGCUCGGCGGUGGAGACCUACUUCCAGUGUGGGAUGCAGGCUACCCACAACAACAUGCUGCUGGAGCUGCUGUGCCAGAUCUUCGCAGAGCCAGCCUUUGAUGAGCUCAGGACCAAGGAACAGCUUGGGUACAUCGUGUGGUGCGGCAUCCGUCGGGCGAAUGGUACCCAGGGUCUGCGGAUCAUUGUGCAAGGCGACCGUCACCCCGAGUACCUCACCUCCAGGAUAGAGGCGUUCCUACACAAGAUGGGGGAGAACUUAGAGAAGCUGCCAGAGGAGGAGUUCGUACGUCACCGCGAGGCUCUGGCCAGCAGGCGUCUGGAGCGGCCCAAGAAGCUGUCCCACCUCACGGCCAACUGGUGGGCCGAGAUCACGUCCAACCAGUACAACUUCGACCGCGACGCCGUGGAAGUGGCCCACCUCCGCACCCUCUCCAAGCAGGAUAUUAUUGACUUCUAUAAGCAAUUUGUGAGCAGCGUGGCAUCGCAGCGGAAGAAGCUGUGUGUGCAGGUGACGUCCAUGGCCCCGGGAGGUGCUGGCCACCCAGACACACCCAACCAGGGCCGCACCGAGCCUGAUGAUGGCCUGGCACUCCCUCCACCGCUGCAGGAGCCUGAAGUAAUCACAGACAUUCCUGAGUUCAAGCAGGGCCUGGCCUUGUACCCUCUGAUGCGGCCACUCAUCCCGGUCUCCACCACCACCACACCCUCCAAGUCCAAGCUGUAAUAUGUUCCUCUACUCUCUCCUCCUCCUCUUUUUACCCUCCUCUGACCCUUCCUCCCCUUACCUUCCUCUCCCUCCUCCUCCUUCACACUUCAAGCUGUAAAUAAUCCUGCACUCUUUUCUCCUCCUCCUCCUCCUCCUUCUCUUCUUCCCCCUUGUCCUCCUCCUCCACUCUUCAUCUCUUUCUCCUCCUCUUCCUCUAAGUCAAAGUUGGCCUUUUAUAUUAGCUCCUUUUAAGUAAGUCUCGAGGCAGCAUUGGCGGUGUUUUGAAAUUAGUGUACGUAGCUUGUUUUCCCUUCCUCCUAGUUUUUAUUUUUCUCCUCCCUGGUCUCCUUCCUCCUCCUUUCACUCAUUUUAUCAUUUCUUCCGUCCUUCUUUUCUCUUCCUCCUGAGUAUCCGUUCUUCAUUCCCUUCCCCUUAAUACUAUGACAAUUUGAUACUACUACUACUAUUACUACUGUUACUAUUUCUUCUGCAACCUCUUUUAUUAUGUUUGUGAAUAGACAGACAGACAACGGACAGCACGAACAGCCCAGAACAGAUCUUUUCAUACUACUCUGUUAAGUUUGCAAGACUAGCUAUUCCCUACUAUCAGGACCUUUGUAUCGAGUCUGAACCUCGGAGAGAAAUAUAUUACUACUACACAGUGAAGAA